Messenger RNA from Lottia gigantea (owl limpet), 858 nucleotides. RefSeq lists its product as hypothetical. The record is from RefSeq and is a predicted model, not a curated record. The coding region runs from base 1 to 858 and encodes 285 amino acids. Gene Ontology annotation, biological process: transcription initiation at RNA polymerase II promoter. Gene Ontology annotation, cellular component: transcription factor TFIIE complex. The transcript is spliced from 7 exons. Lineage: Eukaryota; Metazoa; Mollusca; Gastropoda; Lottiidae.
AUGGAUCCCUCGUUGUUGAAGGAAAGAGAGGCUUUUCUGAAAAGAGCGAAAAGCCAACCGACUGUUGAAAAACGAAAACAAAAAUCAAAAUCAGAUCACCAGGAAACAUCUUCAAAGAAACAGAAAGUCAAGAGAGAACAUACUCCAAAAGCCCCAUCUUCUUUUGAUUAUAAAACAGCUCAAGGAACUUCUCAGUAUAAAUUUAGUGUUUUAGCCAAGAUAGUCAAGUACAUGAAGACUCGUCAUCAAAAUGGAGAUACACAUCCUUUAUUGAUAGAGGAAAUAUUAGAUGAAACAAAUCAAUUAGAUAUAACAACUAAAAUUAGACAUUGGUUAACUACAGAGGCUUUAAACAACAAUCCAAAGGUUGUGGCUAAAGAGGAUGCUGAUGGUAAAAAAUAUUGUUUUCGACCGAAGUUAGAAAUUCGUGAUAAAAGAGGGUUAUUGAAAUUAUUAAAGAAUUAUGAUCUACAUGGUCGAGGUGGUAUAAGUUAUGAAGAUGUAGAAGAGGCCAUUCCUGAUGCUGAAAAAGCUGUUAGGCAAUUAGGUGAACACGUAAUACAUGUUAUUCGUCCAAAUGAUAAAAAGAAGAUAUUAUUUUAUAAUGAUAAAUACUGUAAAAUAACAGUAGAUGAAGAAUUUCAAAAGUUGUGGAGAAGUGUACCAGUUGAAGGUUUAGAUGAUAAAAAAAUAGAAGAAUAUUUAGAUAAACGUGGCAUGACGUCUAUGCAGGACAUGUCUUCACAUAAAGUAACACCAAAGAGAAAGAAAGGAUCUCGUAAAAACAAGACAUUUAAGAAACAUAACGAUCAUUUGGAUGGUUUAUUAGAAGAUUAUACUGAAGAUAAAAAGAAAUAG